AACAACACGGUCAGCCGCAUCUGGCGGGCCUUCGGAUUGCAGCCCCACCGCACGGAGACCUUCAAGUUGUCGUCGGACCCCUUCUUCAUCGAGAAGGUCAGGGACGUGGUGGGGCUAUACCUGAAUCCACCGGAUCGGGCGUUGGUCCUGUGCGUGGACGAGAAGUCCCAGAUCCAGGCGUUGGAUCGCACCCGUCCGCUAUUGCCCAUGCGCCCGGGACAAGUGGAACGGCGCACCCAUGAUUACCUGCGUCACGGCACCACUUCGCUGUUCGCCGCCUUAGACACCAGGACCGGCAAGGUGAUUGGUCGUUGCCACCAACGGCACCGGGCCGUGGAGUUCCGCAAAUUCCUCGAUACCAUCGAGGCCGAGGUGCCCGCCGACCUCGACGUCCACCUGAUCGCGGACAACUACGCCACCCACAAGACGGCGCUGAUCCGGAACUGGUUUGCCAAGCGGCCCCGCUUCCAUAUGCACUUCACACCCACCAGCGCCUCGUGGCUGAACCUGGUGGAGCGCUGGUUCGGAGCCGAAGCAAGCGGUCUUUAUCGCAAAACGGCUGGCGAUGCCCAUUGGGACAUGCUCACCGAUGGUUUGGCCCCGGCCACCCAGGCCCGGGCGAUCGCGAUUCAUCCCAACGAUCCGCGCACCAUUUUCUGCGGCACGCAACGGGGUGUAUAUCGGAGCACCGAUGGGGGAGACCACUGGCAGCGCAUGAAUAUGACCGAAGGCCGAGUGGUCUGGUCGUUGCGGUUCCAUCCCGGCGAUCCCAACAUCAUGUUUUGCGGGACCGAGGGCGCUGAAGUCUACAAGAGCGUAGACGGCGGGGAGAACUGGACCCAAACCGCCACGAUCUCCAACCCCAGUCAAGUACAAAUGGCAUUCGCAAUGCGCAUUUUGGGCAUAGAUAUUGAGGCUGCCAACCCCAACAAUAUGUACGCUGCGCUGGAGGUUGGCGGAGCGGCCAGCAGCACGGACGGCGGCAAUACCUGGACGAUCCGCAACAGCGAGUUUGAUGGUGACGUGGAUCUGCUGGAUUUGCACGGGGUAGCGGUAGGAGCUGCGGAUUCCGGAUCUGUUUUCAUCUCGAACCGCACCGGCGUUUGGCGCAGCAGCGACCGGGGAACGUCGUGGCAGAACUGCAACUUUGACCAGUUCUCGGAAAUCAAGUAUUCCCGUGGGAUAGUCCGAGAUCCUUCAGAUCCGAAUACGCUCUACGCCUGCGUAGGGAUGAACUUCGGGAGCGAAGAGGGCGGCGUGAUGCGUACGACCAACCUGGGCGAGAGUUGGGAGCGGUUUGACAAGGGCAUCAGCGCGGGCAGCACCACGUUCGGAGUAGCCGUAAACCGACAGGAUCCGUCGCAAGUGUAUUUCUGCACCCGACGGGGCCAGAUAUUCGGCACCCACGACAGCGGAGCAACCUGGGCGGCGGACACGGUACCAGAAACGGCCAUGAACGUAAUCAGCGUGGCCUGCACAUCUGCGUAA
Messenger RNA from Geodia barretti, 1488 nucleotides. The record is from the annotation of a GenBank genome assembly. Lineage: Eukaryota; Metazoa; Porifera; Demospongiae; Tetractinellida; Geodiidae.